Echinococcus granulosus is the source of this 384-nucleotide messenger RNA. Its product is annotated as 60S ribosomal protein L22. Gene Ontology annotation, molecular function: RNA binding; structural constituent of ribosome. The record is from RefSeq and is a predicted model, not a curated record. The coding region runs from base 1 to 384 and encodes 127 amino acids. Gene Ontology annotation, cellular component: ribosome. Gene Ontology annotation, biological process: cytoplasmic translation. Lineage: Eukaryota; Metazoa; Platyhelminthes; Cestoda; Cyclophyllidea; Taeniidae. The transcript has 3 exons.
AUGGUCGCCAAAGCUGCGAAGAAGCCAGUUCCAAAAGGGCCUACCAAAAAGCAACCUUUGAGGUUUACCAUUGAGUGUUCUGCUGAAGUCAUCGAAAAGGAUAUUAUCGACUUUGCUUUCUUCGAGAGGUAUCUGAGGGAACACAUUAAAGUGAAUGGCAAAGUCAAGAAUUUGGGCAAGAACGUGCACGUGGAGCGCGACAAGUCUACCAUACAUGUGACCUCGUCGAUUCCCUUCUCAAAGAGGUAUCUGAAGUACCUUACGAAGCGAUUUCUAAAGCUUCACAACCUUCGCGACUAUCUUCACGUCAUCGCCACAAGCAAGGUUGCCUAUCAGUUGAAGUUCUUCAACUUUGAUACAGAGGAGACUGAUGAUGAAGAAUAA